GGCUAUAUAUUUCAGUCCGCUAAGUCUUGCACCCGAUGAUGCAAGUUCACUGCUUUUGCUGCGUGCUUCUAUUAUACUUCAGUUUAUUAGAGGUAUCUUCUCAAGAUGACUCUAAAGUACCGCCAACUGAAGCAACUGCAUCCACCAUAGCGGCCGAAGAAGCUCCUAAGGACAGUAAACCAGAAGCCUCUGGUUCAUCCAAGUGCAAGCCAGAUGAAAUUCUUUCCGAAAACGGCUGCGUAAACCGCGAUAACUUUCUGAAGAAGAUCAUGAUGAGAACCUGGAAGGACGAAGGCUUUGGCAAUGCAAUGGCGAGAGCUGGCCUGGUGGACGAUGCGUCGCUUAUUUAUCGCAUUUUUAUGUGAAAUAAACGAUUCGGAAUUGGCUACGUAAAA
Molecule: messenger RNA, 395 nt
Organism: Drosophila yakuba
Lineage: Eukaryota; Metazoa; Arthropoda; Insecta; Diptera; Drosophilidae
Exons: 1
Coding region: 36-365 (109 amino acids)
Source: RefSeq, a predicted model, not a curated record